Molecule: messenger RNA, 1215 nt
Organism: Pistacia vera
Lineage: Eukaryota; Viridiplantae; Streptophyta; Magnoliopsida; Sapindales; Anacardiaceae
Product: calmodulin-lysine N-methyltransferase
Exons: 7
Coding region: 59-973 (304 amino acids)
Cellular component (GO): cytoplasm
Molecular function (GO): calmodulin-lysine N-methyltransferase activity
Source: RefSeq, a predicted model, not a curated record
UGAGUUUCAGCCAACAGUGAUUCGGUUCAACUGGUAGUUUGAACUUUGAAGGAGAGUUAUGGAAGCUGAUAACACCCAGACGACUCCAAAACCAUCGUCGUUGAGAUGGAAAAUCCUUCGGCAAGCCCUUCUUUGUCGUCCUACUCCGCAAAAUUCUGAUGAGAUUCUUAACCGUAUUUCACGGAGAACAACACACGGAUUCAACUUAAUCCCCCGCCAAUUACUCGACAAAGAUUCCACCUCUGGAGAUUCACGCGUAUGUUACACACUUCCUGUCGCUGGCUCUCCCAAACUCUUUCUCACCCAAAGAGUGGACAACCAUGCUGACCUUGGUGAUUUUGAGAUUUGUAAUAGAUAUAAUAUUGAUAAUACUGGAAUUGUAUGUCUAUGGCCAUCAGAAGAUGUUCUUGCCUUUUUCCGCUUGUCAAAUGCAGAAAUGUUCAGGUCUAAAAGAGUUAUUGAGCUUGGAUCAGGCUAUGGCUUAGCUGGACUAGUUAUUGCAGCAACCACGGAGGCAUUAGAAGUUGUCAUAUCUGAUGGGAAUCCUCAGGUAGUUGAUUAUAUUCAGCUUAACAUAGAUUCUAAUUCUGGAGUAUUUGGUGGCACACGAGUGAAGUCUAUGACACUGCACUGGAACCAGGAAGAUCUUUCAGAUUUAUUCAACUCUUUUGAUGUAAUUGUUGCAAGUGACUGCACUUUCUUUAAAGAAUUCCAUAAAGAUCUUGCUCGAGUAGUAAAACUCUUGUUGAAAAAUAUGGGACUCUCAGAAGCUAUUUUUUUCAGCCCUAAAAGAGGUGACUCGCUGGUUAAGUUUUUAGAAGAAAUUGAAGAAGCUGGGUUGCGUUUUAGCAUAACAGAGAAUUACAACGAAGAAGUUUGGAAGUGUCAUCAGAUGUUCAUAAACGGAGAUGAAUCCUGGCCUAACUACAGUAAAGAUCAUUGCUUCCCAUUAUUGGUCAGAAUUACACUAUGAACACUUUGAACCUAGUCCUCAUUAUUUUCUGCUCAUAGUUCAGGCUUAGAAGCACUUCUUAGGGAAACUUCAUAUUUAGUUGACCUAAGUGAAUUGGAGGGCAUGAGUGGGUGGAAAUCCAAUUGUAAAGACACUAUUUCUACAUAAAAGGGUCCCGUAGUAGGUCCUACAGAUUCAUGGUUUGCAAAGUGGAUGUUGUUUUUUAUUGAUCAAUUUUAUUGUGGUUUUGUUUUUAGGGUUAA